AUGAAUGGACUGGUGGAUCUAAAUAACAAGAGUUUAUCACAACCGGCAACUCCGCCGAGAUCUUCUCCAAACACUACUAUUGAUCAUUCACAAUCACUUCCAAAUUCUAUUCUUCGAGGAAGUAGAAGAACAUCAAUAUAUAACAUCCCAUUACCACCACAUGGAUUAUCUGAAGCUACUACAUUUUUAUCACAACAACUACAACAUCAAUUAAGUGAAAGAGGGAGAAGUAGAUCGAGACAUAGUACACACAAUACUACUUCAAAUCAUGGUUCUGUGACCCCUAAGCUGCGUCGAUCAGUAACUCCAAAUAGUCGAAUGUCUUUGACACCAAUACGAUCCAGACGUAACAGUAGAAGAAGGUCCUCCAUAAUUAUAACAAAGACAGGAGAAAAAUUGUAUGAACCAAACUAUCAAGGUCCCAUUACUAUAGAUUAUUUGAAGUUUUUCUGUAAAACACUGAUCCAAAAUCAAGACAAAAUAAAUCAGCAACAGCAACAACAGCGACAGCAACAGUUGGGGGAACCAUUUGUUGAUACUCGUGAUUUGGUUACAUCUGAAGAAAGAAACGAUAGUAGGAUUUCAGAAACAAGUAAACACGUUACUCAAGAAAGCACAAAUGUCGUAUCACCGUUCGAGAAGAAUGAAUCAAACUCACCACUACAGAUACAAGAAGAGUUUAGUCAAUCUCUAAUAAUUCCAUCUAAUAAUGACAAUAUUUUGGAAUCUUUGGAUGAAACAAAACAAGAUGUAAAUGAUGUUGUAUUGCAAGAACAGCACUCACACAUUGAUGAAAUGCCGCAACAUGAUAAAGAUUCCCCUGAGAAACCUAAACCAUUGUCAUAUUUACAAAAGAUUUUGUUAGCAAAAAGCAAAAAGAGUUCCUUGAUUAGUAGGAAAACAUCUGACGAAACCCCAACCAAAGAAGUUGUACCCAAGUUGGAUGAUCUUAAACAAUCUGAGGAGAAUGAUGCGCUGACUGUUGAUACUGGAAAGCAAGAUAGCCAGUUUGAACAGGAUAAUGGUGAAAUUAUUGAUAAGAUAGAUCAUUUUGCUAUUCAGGAUAAUUCCAAGAUUUCAAAUUCGAUAUUCCCAGAUUGGAGGGAUAACUCGGAAAGUGCAGGUGCAAGUGCAGGUGCAACAACAAUUUCUAACACGCUGUCAAAUAAUGUGAACACUAAAGGGCCAUCAACAGACAUUUUGAAUGAUUUGGAAUCUGCAGAGGAUAAUCAAACAACUGUAGUUGGUGAUUCUAUAAAGGAUUUCGAGCCUGACAAGGAGGAUCGAGUACCUGUUACUACAUCUUCUACUGAAAGUAAUGGUCAACAAACUGAAACUGUUGAAUUGGCAAAGUCUCAAUCUGAUGAACUAAAUACGAAAGAAAAUGAGAAUGAAGGCUCUAACGAAAUUGAUUGGAACAUACAAGAACCAGAUUUUGCAUUGAUGGAUGAUGAAGUGCCGCUGCAAGAGCCAACACCAACGAAUGAAAUUGAAGAGAUGAAUGAACCCCAUGAAUCAUCCUCACACGAGGAUGACAUCACUCCUCCCUUGACUAAUACACAAGAAGGUGGCUCAUUAUCAAUGGCCAAGGACCAGGUCACUCCCGAAAACUUGUUUAUCUCCGAUCAACAGUUGAUAGAUGAAGAAGCUCUGGAUGCAUCAGAGAACGAAAUUAUUCAAGACGAAUUUUUUGUUGAUAACGACCAACUGGCGUCUAUAUUUGAAGGAAUAGACGACGACAUUGAAGAAGAUGAAUCAACUGAUGAUAAUGAUCAAGAAUUUGGACUUGAACCCGGUAAAAGCAAUAGGGUACACUUAACUCGAAUCAUACCACAGAAAAGAAAACAAUCUCCAGUAUCAUCAACUGGUGUGGAUGUUAGUAUCAGAGAUGUCUCAUAUAUUGUGAAAUCCAUUCAAGCACAUAAAUCUUUAAACACAAACUUACCCCUGAGAAAGAAAUUUAAAAAGCCUAAAUCAUUGCUGAGAGAAAUAGUAAAAUCAAUACAGGAAAAAUCAAAUGAGUUUCUCGACACAUUAAUGGAUGAUUUGAAAAGUUAUGCUGAACAUCGACAAUCGCAAACAGUGGAUAUGAAAGAUGUAUUAUUAUAUUUACAAAGAAUAAACUUUGCUGGCAAAGGUAGUUCUACAAAUGAAACUGAAAUUGACCGUAUUUCUGAAUUGGCUCAAAAAUUUUUGCCUCUAGAAAACUUAAUUGCAUUGGAUAAUGAUUUAUAUGAUACUAUUUCUCCACAAAAGAAAAGGCAAAAAUAA
This is a messenger RNA of Candida albicans SC5314, 2271 nucleotides long. RefSeq lists its product as uncharacterized. Gene Ontology annotation, cellular component: transcription factor TFIID complex. Gene Ontology annotation, biological process: DNA-templated transcription initiation. The record is from RefSeq and is a predicted model, not a curated record. Lineage: Eukaryota; Fungi; Ascomycota; Pichiomycetes; Serinales; Debaryomycetaceae. Gene Ontology annotation, molecular function: protein heterodimerization activity. The transcript has a single exon. Bases 1 to 2271 code for a protein of 756 amino acids.